Trichosurus vulpecula (common brushtail) is the source of this 2339-nucleotide messenger RNA. It is a transcript of the gene SLC3A2, whose product is annotated as solute carrier family 3 member 2. The transcript has 10 exons. The coding region runs from base 563 to 2182 and encodes 539 amino acids. Gene Ontology annotation, biological process: amino acid transport; carbohydrate metabolic process. NCBI's taxonomy places the organism in Eukaryota, Metazoa, Chordata, Mammalia, Diprotodontia, Phalangeridae. The record is from RefSeq and is a predicted model, not a curated record.
GUGAUAUUCUUGCUUAGGCAUCAGGAACUCUGAAAGGUUCACAAAUGCCUUUUCUCAGUAUCCUUUGGAGGCUGGUGACUGGUGCCAGUCAGUGUUCUCGCCAAAGCUAAAAGUCUGAGGGAUCAUAAGACUCGAGAUCAUGCAGUCUCUAAUCCCAGCAUUUUCCAGUGUGUCACAUAGUAGGUGCCUUCUUUUAUUGCUUGCUGAUUGUGAUGACCCAGAAUGAAACAGCCUCCGAGAGGCUAAGGGCUUGUCUGUGGUGACACAGCCUGCCUUGCUCUGGCCAGACCACUGAGCCGAGUGGGAGGGGGUGCCAUGGGGAAGGGUGGGGGGCUGAGCGGAACCCUGCUCUCCUCGGCGCCUUCCAGGGCGCAGGCCCGGCCUCCGGCCAGCAGCUCGGGUUCGGGGGCGUGGUGGCUCCUCCUCAAGGAGGCUGUGCGAGGCGGGCCGGAGGCGGAGCUCCUAGCCUGGGGUCUGGGUCCUGCCCGGGAGCUCGCCCAGACUCGCGAUCGAAGCCGAAGAAGCGCCAGGCGAAACCGAAGCCCUCGCAAUCCACAUCACCAUGAGCAAAGACGCCGAGGUGGACAUGGCGGAGGUGGACAUGAAGGAGGUGGAGCUCAACGAGCUGGAGCCCGAGAAGCAGCCCAUGAACGCGGCCGCCCCGCCGCCCGCCGCCUCGGGGGGCGAGAAGAACGGCGUGGUCAAGGUCAAGGUGGCCGACGACGAGGCUGAUGCCGCGGCCGCCUCCAAGUUCACGGGCCUGUCCAAGGAGGAGCUGCUGAAGAUGGCCGGGAGCCCCGCCUGGGUGCGCACCCGCUGGGCCCUGCUGCUGCUCUUCUGGCUGGGCUGGCUGGGCAUGCUGGCCGGCGCCGUGGUCAUCAUCGUGCAGGCGCCCCGCUGCCGCGAGCUGCCCGUCCAGCGCUGGUGGCACCAGGGUGCCCUGUACCGCAUCGGAGACCUGAAGGCCUUCCAGGGCCAGCCCCGUAACGCCAACGGGAGUCUGCCAGGGGUGAAGGCCCAUCUUGAUUACCUGAGCACCCUCAAAGUGAAGGCCCUGGUGUUGGGGCCCAUCCACAAGAACCUUGAAGAUGACCUUGCUAAGACGGACCUGCUGCAGAUCGACCCCACCGUGGGCUCCCAGGAAGAGUUCCUCCAACUCUUAGAAGCAGCUAAGAAAAAGAACAUCCAGAUCAUUCUAGAUCUCACUCCCAACUACCAAAGUCAGAACAGCUGGUUUCUGAAGAACGAGAGUGAAGAAGUGAAUGAGAAGAUGAAGGAAGCCCUGAGCUUUUGGCUGAAGGCCGGUGUGAAUGGUAUCCAGGUCCAUGAUGUCCAGAAGCUUAGCGAUGCGGCUUCAUUCCUGUCUCGUUGGAGUAACCUCACUCAUAGCAUCAGUGAUGACAGGGUCCUGAUUGCCGGAACAGGAGCCUCAGACCUUUGGGAGAUCUUGAGCCUGCUGAAUGAUACUGACCUGCUGAGCAGCUCGUACCUAGAAGACUUUGAGAAAAGGAGUUCCUCAGGGAAAGAGCUGAAAGAAUUGGUCGAUAGCUACCUGAGCGCCGCUGGUGGCCGCUGGUGCAGCUGGACAUAUUCUCAGGUCGGCCACUUGGCCUCCUAUGUGCCAGCCCAUCUUCUCCGUCUCUACCACCUAUUGCUGUUCACACUUCCUGGGACACCUGUCUUUAGUUAUGGGGAUGAAAUUGGCUUGCAGGCGGCCACCGUCCCCGGACAGCCUGCUGAAGCCCCCAUCAUGCUUUGGGAUGAAAAAACACUUGGGCCUUCUGAGUCUGUGAACCUCAACAUUACUGUCCAGGGCCAGACUAAGGACCCCACCUCUCUCCUUGCUCUGUUCCGUAAACUGAGUGACAGCCGAGGGAAGGAGCGGUCCUUGCUGCACGGGGACUUUGUGGUCCUGCCCACCCAAGAUGACCUCUUUGCCUAUGUGCGAUACUGGGACCAAAAUGAGCGAUUCAUCGUUGUCCUCAACCUGGGCCCCACGAGCCAUGAGGCUGAGCUGAGGAUGCCCUCUGUGUCGGGCAGCCAGAAGCUGGAGCUUCCCGAGAAGGCAGCCCUGGUGCUCAGCACCCAAGGGAGCCACCAGGAAGGCAGCAUGCUGUCCUUGCACAAGCUGGCUGUGGCCCCGGGGGAGGGGCUGCUGCUCAAAUUCCCCUAUGUGGCCUGAGCUGCCCGCUGGGUCCCCUCUUCCCGUUGGGUGUUUGUGUGUGUGUUGGCAGGGCUGGGAGGGGGGGAGGGUUUGGGAUUUUUUUUUUUACUUUUGAAGAUGUCAUGGAAAGAAGUUUUGAGCCUGUAGCUGUGUAUUAAAACGAUGGUGAUGAGCA